AUGCUCGCGAGACUCCCUCCCGAGCUCGUCCUCGAGACGCUCUCGUACCUACCGGCCCAGUCUCUGCGUUCGCUGCAGCUCACCUGCGCCGCCUGGUAUAGUUUCAUUCGUGCGAACGAGUCCCUGAUCUACCACAAAGCCGCUCUGGUCCACCGCUUUGUGGACUCGUUCGAGGCGGAUCUCCCUAAAGCCAAAGCGGCGUUUGCACGAAAGUAUGUGGAAGGGGCCGCGGAUUGGAAGGCAUUUUGCGGAGACAGGUUCCAGCUGGAGAAUAACUGGUUAGGCAGGGGUCCGUCGACUAUCCGGACUGUCGCUGCCGCAGGUUCGUGGGUCCAUCGUAUUAAAAUCGAUGAGAACGAGGGCUUUGCCAUCACCACAUACGCCGUCGGAGGGCUAGCGGUAACUGACCUUCGCGAGGGAGGCGGCGUCCUCUGGUCACUGGAGCAGAACUACGUCCGCCCCUACGCCCAUUGCGAGUAUUCCAACGGAUUCCUCGUCUUCGACCAACUCGGCGGAUUCAAGGAAGUCUGGUGCCUCGAGUCCAGACAGCCUCCCGACACGUACCCCGAGAGAUCGCCCCCUGAUGACAGACAGCACCUGGCAGCGCUGCGUGCCAGCUAUUUCCACCCAAACGACAGCGACCGCGGUCGUUUCAGACCAUGGGCGCUACUGCACAUGCCCACAAUCACCCACGCCUUCCGCUUCGUGUACCCAACCCUCCUGGUGGCGAGCCAGAACGAAGCGUACCUAUUCGACAUACCCACCGGGACGCUUGUGCAGACGAUCGACAUCUCUGCGCCGAGCCCGCAUGGCCUCCGGGAGCUGAGCUAUGUCGAACUGAGCGCGGAGCACGUCUUCAUCUGCUGGAAAUUUGCGAUAAACAUCUUUUCGAGGCGCGACGGGUCACUCGUGCUGAACAUACCGAUAAGAGACGCACAGGAUAUUGGUAUGUUGCUGACAGUCGAUACACAUCAGUUCCCUACAAGUCCGGGGGUCCCGAAUGCUGCAAUCGCUCCUCUGGAAGCUGUUUCUCGAUAUUAUGGUCCAGGGGCAGGGUGCAGCUUGAUAGAGGAGUUUGUUGCAGUCCAUGUCUCUGCAGAUGGACGCACCCUCGCGGUCCUCGGAAAUCCAGAGACAUUGCUGUUAAUUCCAGAUUUCACGCGUAUCGCACGGAAAGAAGUGCCUCUGGCUCUGAGCUCCGCCAGAAUCGAUUUCACUGACCACGGGGAUUCCUUGUACCAUGCCUUUGAGAAUGGGAAAAUUGGCUUGGUCAUGUGCACUGGAAUCUACGUUGUAACGCUCGACUCUACCUAUCACGGUGUUGGUCCUCCGAUGCCUUUGCCAGAGUCUAACGAGGAUUACGGUGGAGCGGAAGACCCACCCGAAUGCGGAUUCGCGUUCCCGAAUCUGUAUAUCUGUUGCGCCUUAGGGUUCGAGGAUAUACGGCUCCUGAGCCAGAUCGACUGCCUGCAAAUGACUGACACCGGGUUAUAUUUCAUAUGGGAGGAAUCGCAGAUACCUCGGCCCGUGACCAUCGCUUUAGCAGAGGACUACACAGACGGAACGGGGGAAGCCGCGCAGGCUGAUGCUCCGCAAAUUGAGGAGGAAGAGUUUGGAUUAGAAGAUGACGAGGAUGAAGCGAUGAUUAACCAGGAUGGCCAAGUUCCCCAGCUGCCUAUACUCACCUUUAUUGACUUUGCUGUUCGACCGUCUCCGUAA
This is a messenger RNA of Gloeophyllum trabeum ATCC 11539, 1719 nucleotides long. RefSeq lists its product as uncharacterized. Bases 1 to 1719 code for a protein of 572 amino acids. Gene Ontology annotation, molecular function: protein binding. NCBI's taxonomy places the organism in Eukaryota, Fungi, Basidiomycota, Agaricomycetes, Gloeophyllales, Gloeophyllaceae. The record is from RefSeq and is a predicted model, not a curated record. The transcript has 6 exons.